UCGGAAGCUUUCGACCUCAGAGGUCACCAAAUAUAAGUAAAAUGAUUUUGCGGAGGUUCAAGAUUGCGCUCGGGUUCACCAGAUGGAAAACAAGAAAUUUGUGCACAUUUCCAGAUGUAAGCCGAUUGCACUCACUCGCUACGGUUUCAGUUUUCGUUUUUGCGAUUAUGCUAUGGUUUAACACUAAUUUUGUAUCGAUCGUUGAUGACUUGCUAUUUUCCGCCAUUUGAUUUUCUUUUCCAAAGAUUGAAAUUUGUCAUCAGUCAUUUCACACUCCAGUGAAUAAGUAGAGCCCCAUAAAGAAAUAGAAGAAAUUGAGAUGCAAGUGCAGGCGCCGAGCUGCCACGGUUAAAUGGUCCUCUCUGAUACUCAAAAAAAAACUUCCGCUUUAAGGGGCUGGAUUAUGUGUGACAGUGACGGUGACGGUGACGGUGACUAUAAAUGCGACUGUGACUGCAUCAAGUGACCAUUGUUAGCUGCCAAACGUCAUUAACGACUAAUGUUGGUCAAAGUCAGUUCAAAUAUUUGCGGGAGUUCGUUUGUGUUUUUGCCUGCGUUUUUUGAUUAUAAUUAGCGAACAAAAAGUGUAAGCCUCUCAAUAUGUUGCUCAUCGCUGUGAUUUUCGCCAUACAAAUGCUCAGUAUACUAACUAACCAAACGCCAGUUAUCUACUGUGAAGCACAACAACAAGCUUUCGCAGCACGCGAUCCGCGCAUUCGUCAUCGUGGCAUCGCUUACGCCACAGAUCAGCUCAGCGUCAACGAUCAAAUUGCAACGCUCAAUGCAACAGCACUACUGCAGCAGCUGCCUUCGCGCGGAUACGGUGGCGUUAUUAGUGAGAAAGAGUAUCGACCGCUCUACACUUUACCACAGCGUGCGACACCACCCGAUGUGGCUAAAUACCGCAAUUAUGGCAAUUACUUCCAGCCCAUUCCAAUAAAUGCACCCACACUGAUGAUGUUGCCACCACUCGCACCACCCUUUAAGAAGGAACGAAAACGCCAUACGGAGUAUUCCACACCAGUUAGUUUCGACCACCAUGUUCUGCACUUGGAUGGUCAGAUCGCGCAGGAACCUCGCCCACGCCGCUACACAAAUACCAGUUCCGACACAGCACGAACGCAUCGACGGCCCCAAGCUAUAAAUAUGCCAGCCACUCACGCUAAACCUCGAGGAGCACAAGCGUCAAUAUUAAACGCCACGGAAGGGCCUCGAGGAUCUCUGGAAAACAUGGAACCCGCGCAGACAAUUAAAAAGACGCAGUCAUAUCAUGAUAUAUUUAUGCGCUUUAACGGGCCGCACCAUCUGGACUAUGGCCAUAUCGAGUUGCAACCACGAAAACACUUUGAGAAACGUUUUGAGUCCUUGAACAAAAAUAAUGGCAAUCGUCAUCGUGGCGAGAUUGUAUGGGUCGAUGCAACGGGCGGUUACGGUGAACACCAUUGGGAUUUGGCGCAAGGAAAACUUCGUUAAGGCGCCACCGGUACGUGACUCAACGCAAUUCUUAAGUAUUUACACUUUUAACUGCGUUUGAAGGCGAAUCCCUCUCUAGCUAAGCAGACACUGCAGCUGUACAUCUCGUCUAACAUUGAACGCAUCCGAAGAGCAAGUUUCCUUU
Messenger RNA from Rhagoletis zephyria (snowberry fruit fly), 1618 nucleotides. RefSeq lists its product as uncharacterized. NCBI's taxonomy places the organism in Eukaryota, Metazoa, Arthropoda, Insecta, Diptera, Tephritidae. The record is from RefSeq and is a predicted model, not a curated record.